CUUCUCGCAAUGAACAUGUCUGACAAAAGGCAGAUUAGGCAAGGGGUGCAUCAGGAAUGUGUCUCAAAGCCAUACUGACUUUUCUUAGACUUGUGCUAUCAGUUACCUCGUCAUUUUCUGUGUUGGCUAUACGGAGUUUGAGUUCAGCCAGCAACAACACAAAAGCUACAACCAGGUGACUCACGCGUCCAGCUCGUGACUCACUCCUGUCCAGCUGACCUACAAACACAUUGCCCCAGUUACGAAACCGCGUACAUCCCACUCAGUCAGAGGUUUGAGCUCCUGCUCCCUCCCACAGGGUAUGUACCAAUAUGCACGGAGCACAUUUUCACAGAUGCCAUCAGAGAACAAGCAUAUGAAUUACCAGGCAGCCUGCCAUCUUUGAGUUCAGACAGAAUGCCAUUAAUACCAGAUGAAGAGCCCAAACAACAACAGCACAACAACAUGAAAGCCCAAAACAACUGGGACCAGCUGUGCUAAAUAGCCGUAAUCAGGCUCUUAUCACCUCAUCUGGAAAUCAAAGAGCGAACUGUGUUCCGCCAUGGGCAUUACGACACUACAAUUGUUUUUGCUAAUGGCCGUCCUGGCCACCGUUGGAAUAUGUCACAAUAAUGGAACAGAGGAAGCCUUUCAAAACUCUACUACCUCCAAAAUCAUUGUGCAUAAAGGUCUCCAGCCCACCACCAGAAAAUCCCUUCUGGAUAACAAUACCAGUGCGAAGCGGCAUCCACCCUGCAAGGAACCCACUUCCAUCAAGCUCUGUUUUAAGUAUAUUAACACAAUUAUUUCCUGUGCCGUGUUUGUGGUGGGAAUAGUGGGCAACGCCACCUUGCUGAGGAUUAUUUACCAAAACAAGUGUAUGAGGAACGGGCCCAACGCCCUCAUCGCCAGCCUGGCUCUUGGAGACCUCAUCUACAUCACCAUAGACAUCCCUAUCAUUGUCUACAAGCUACUUCUCGCAAAAUGGCCAUUUGAUGACAACCCAUUUGGACUCUUCCUGUGUAAACUGGUGCCUUUCCUUCAGAAAGCGUCUGUUGGGAUUACAGUACUCAAUCUGUGUGCUUUGAGUGUGGACAGGUACAGGGCCGUAGCGUCCUGGAGCAGAGUGCAGGGGGUCGGAAUUCCCCUCUUUACCGCAAUUGAGAUCUUCUCCAUCUGGGUCCUGUCCAUCAUCUUGGCUGUGCCAGAGGCAGUGGCCUUCAACAUGGUCACGUUCACCUACAAGAACCAAACCAUCCACACUUGCAUGCUCAAGUCUGACAUUAACUUCAUAAAGCUCUAUGCAGAUUGGAAAGACUGGUGGUUAUUUGGCUUUUACUUCUGCGUGCCACUGGCCUGCACAGCUGUUUUCUACACCCUCAUGACAUGUGAAAUGCUCAACCACAGAAAUGGAAGCAUUCGGAUUGCCCUCAGCGAACACCUUAAACAGCGGCGUGAAGUGGCUAAAGCAGUCUUCUGUUUAGUGCUGAUCUUUGCUCUUUGCUGGUUCCCUCUUCAUCUCAGUAGACUGUUGAAGAAAAUGAUUUAUGUUUCAACUGAUGAAAGACGUUGCGACCUAUUCAACUUCCUGUUGAUCAUGGAUUAUUUUGGCAUGAACUUGGCUACUGUGAACUCCUGCAUCAACCCCAUCAUCCUCUACUUUGUGAGCAAGAAGUUUAAGAAUUGCUUUAAGUCCUGCUUGUGCUGUUGGUGUUACACCAGGAACCAGGUAUCCAGCUCAGGACCAAUGAACGGCACCAGCAUUCAGUGCAAAAACCAUGAGCCCGGCAACCUCAACACUGACCGGAGCCUCCGCAAAUACAGUGACUGAGAAGUGAAGGACUCGCUCCAGACAAUCUAGAUGCUUAAAAGCGGACACCAUCGUGUCAAACUUUGAGGUGGAAAACAUUGUAACCAUUCAUAUGAAACUAAAGUUCCUGUGCUCGGCGCAGCAUCAGGUUGUUUUUAUAUAUAGCUUCAUGGACCUGAUAUAUUUAAAGUCUCCCGCAGAUCUCCAGCAGCUGUUCCCAGACUUUCAAAGGGUUGUUUUGUUGUGUGAGAAGUGGUGGGAGUGAAGACCAACAGCGACAGGAUGCAGUUGAACCUAACAGCCACAAAUUAACCCUCAACAGGAGUUUGACAUGUUUUCCUUUUGUAAAUGCUACACUAUGAACAUGCUCCGGAUCGUCACUGUCCGACGUGAAAGGAAGUUGCAGAAAGGAAGAGUAAAGUGGCAAGGGUCAAUCUGUGUUUGCUGUGUUCCUUCCUAUAAGCUUUGCCAAAGAAACUCCCAGCUUGCUGCUGAGGAGGCACCUUAUCUUUCAAAUUCAAUGUCCGGUUGUUAUUGUUAGCACACUCAAUGCAGAUAUGGAAGCAAGGCUAGUUUGUAAAACAGGAACUUUCAGGUUGCCUUAAUCUUUAUUUAGUUGUUAAAUGAAUCAUAUUGUGCGCUGGACGUCACCUCUGUUUUUUUAGUGAGGUAGGAAGAUAAUCAAAAUAAGCCUUUGUGUUUGAAUGCCAAAUUAAGUUUACUGUAUAUAUGCUUGUUUAAGAUAAAAAUGUAAGCUCAGAAUUAAAUUAAAUAUCAAAACAUGAACCUAAUACAGCAAAUGUGAAAUGAACCAGCUGGAUUCAAUUCUAGCAAUAAGGAGGCAAAGGAAACUUUGACCUUGCUGGGAUUUAAGAGUAAUUUCUAGGAAUGCAUCCAACUGCAACAAAUGCUGUGUUAUAGUGUAAAGAAAAAAAAAAUGAGCAUAAGGGCGCGGGAAAAAGGGGCCUUUCUGUAAUCAAAACAAAACGCCCAAGAGAUACAAACAUAUCUUUGCUUUUUUUUUUUUUUUUGACACUGUGAAUUUUCUGUGAAGAGAACUUAUACAUGCUAUUAACCUUGCAAACAUUAAUAUUAUUACUAUUUAAUGGCCUCAGUAUUUGUAUAUCAUCUGUAUUUUAAGUUGAUGUAUUUGCUGUUGUAGCAAAAACGUACAGUACUGCUCAAAAGUUUCGGGUCAGUAAGAUUUUUUUAUUUUUUUUUAAUUAAUAUUUUUCUUCAGGAAAUAAAGAUGCAUUAAAUUGAUCAAAAGAAAUAGUAUUAACUUCAUUAAACAUUACAGGAAUAUAUUACAUUUUAAAACAUUUUCAAAUAAACUGUUUAUAACGAUUACAAAAUUACUAUUAUUUACAAAUCUAACAAAUGCAGCUUUUUCUAAAAAACAAACUUUAAAAAUCCUACAGGCCCCAAAUGUUUGAUAGGUAGCGGAUACAGAAUUUUAAGAAAUUCAUUUUCUUCUCAGUGUUGAAUCUAAUAUGAAUGACAUUAUACACUUUCUGACAGAGACCUACACUGUAAAAAAACAAUUUGUCGAGUCAACUUAAAAUAAUUUGUAACCUGGCUGCCUUAAAAUUUUAAGUUCAGUCAACUCAAAAAAAAGUUUAUUUAACUUGAAAUGUUAAAUUAUACUAAGUGACAACUUAUAUAUUUGAGUUGAAUCAACUUCAAAUUUUAAGGCAGCUGGGUUACUUACCCAUCUGUUAAGUUUAGCAAACACAAAUUACUAAGUUGUUACUUAGUACAACUUAACAUUUCAAGUUGACUAAACUUAUUUUAGUUGACUGAACUUAAAAUUUUAAGGCAGCAGGGUAACAAAUUAUUUUAAGAUGACUCAACAAAUUGUGUUUUUUAUUUUUUACAGUGUAUGUAGGUCUUGUUAAUUUGGCGUGUUGAUAAAUAUAAAGAAAAUGACAUUUUGUAGUGGAAUCUGAUUUCACAGAUUAUCCUUAUGUUAAACAUGUACUGGUCUUCAAUAUCACCACUGAGUGAGGAAUGUUGCACAUUUAUUAUAAAAAAAAACAAAAAAACAAUAGCUCUGUUUACUCUGUAUGCUAGACUAUAGAUUGUUUUACAUAUCAUGAAUGACUGGUUAAACAAAACACAUUUCUUCUCAUAGACUGUUAUAACUUCAGUUAAAUUUUCUAGAUAAGCUGCUAGUUAUUUUAGAGUAUUGGACCAGGCUAUUGAUUCAACCACUUAAAGCAAUGUUAUCUUAUCUCUAAGUGUAAUGAGGUUUCAGUCCUAAAAGGAGAAAGGUGCCUUGUGACAGCUGUCUGUUUUUGGCCUGGGAAGAAGCUCCAGCUUGGGAGUGAUUUAUGAUGUACUUUGACUCACCGGGCAACACGGCCCCUCUAGGUCAUCUGUGUCAACCCAGAGGAUGUGAACCGGGCACACUAGAAGAUUAGAUGUAAACUAUGGAGCUUAUACCAUCAUCUGUCUGCAGUGUCAGUUUAGCAAGUGUUUAUUUAGACAAAAGUACUCUAUACUGGUUUGGACAAAUAAAUGUGUUUUUUAUUUGCCUGUGUGGACUUUUCUAAGUAAAUAAAGAAGUGCAUAUAAUGGA
Molecule: messenger RNA, 4370 nt
Organism: Labeo rohita (rohu)
Lineage: Eukaryota; Metazoa; Chordata; Actinopteri; Cypriniformes; Cyprinidae
Gene: ednraa
Product: endothelin receptor type Aa
Exons: 10
Coding region: 542-1810 (422 amino acids)
Biological process (GO): vasoconstriction; G protein-coupled receptor signaling pathway; enteric nervous system development
Cellular component (GO): membrane
Molecular function (GO): endothelin receptor activity
Source: RefSeq, a predicted model, not a curated record